Messenger RNA from Tachysurus vachellii, 1599 nucleotides. RefSeq names its product neuropilin and tolloid-like protein 1. The record is from RefSeq and is a predicted model, not a curated record. Gene Ontology annotation, molecular function: protein binding. Lineage: Eukaryota; Metazoa; Chordata; Actinopteri; Siluriformes; Bagridae.
AAAUAAUGACAUGGACGUGCUGCAAUUCGAUUUAGGAUUCCAAUAAACCUCUUGAUGUUUGAAUUAAAGGAACUUUCAAGUUAGUGCAUCUGGUGGUGAAGAAUGAUUCAGAGAACGCUGCUGCUCGCUUUUCUUAACCUUGGGCUUUCUGGAACACAAUCAGGAUCAGUGAAGACUACAGUAAAAAACAACUCAGGGGUGAUGCCAGUGGGUCUGUGUGGUUCCUGGGUUAAAGACCCUGAUGGAGGUUCCUUCACUUCUCCUAAUUAUCCUGAGAAAUAUCCUCCUGAUAGAGAAUGCACAUAUAUAAUAGAAGCAUCUCCGAGACAGUGCAUCGACGUGUAUUUUGAUGAACAGUAUGCCAUAGAGCCAUCUUGGGAGUGCAAGUUUGACUACAUCGAAGUUCGAGAUGGCCCAUUCAGCACUUCGCCCAUUAUCGGUCGUUACUGUGGGCAGCAGAGCCCGAUGUAUGUUAGGUCCAGCGGGAGAUACCUUUGGAUUAAGUUUGUUGCAGACAGUGAACUUGAGGCAACUGGGUUUUCUGCAAGAUACAAUUUCACUCAAGAUCCUGAGUUUAAAGAUGUUGAAACUCCUCUAACACUGCCAGCGUGUGAGUUUGAGAUGAGUGGGCCUGAGGGCAUCAUAGAGUCUGCUAUGGUGGAGAAGGAGGGCGAAGCUCUGAAAACGGAGGCUGUGGACUGCAAAUGGUUCGUUCAAGGACCACCUGGCUCAAAGAUCUAUCUGCGCUUUCUGGAGUACGAGAUGCAGAACUCAAACGAGUGCAAGCGCAACUUCGUGGCGGUGUAUGACGGCAGCAGCUCAGUCGAACACCUGAAGAAUAAGUUUUGCAGCACGGUGGCCAACGAUGUCAUGCUGCUCACGUCCGUAGGCGUCAUCCGCAUGUGGGCUGACGAGGGUAGCCGCAAAAGUCGCUUCCGUAUCCUUUUCACCACCUUCCGAGAGCCUCCAUGUGAGGAAGAUACAUUUUUCUGCCACAGCAACAUGUGCAUUAACCACACACUAGUUUGCAAUGGCAUCCAGAACUGUGUCUAUCCCUGGGAUGAGAAUGGCUGCAAAGAGAAAAGGAAAGCCACCAUCUUGGACAACAUGGACCACACUAACAUGACCAUAAUCGGGGUGACCUGUGGUGUGGUUCUUGUUCUGUUCACGGCAUCAGUCAUCAUCCAGAUCAAGCAACCGCGCAGGAAGUACCUGGUGAGACCGGACGAAUUUGACCCUGCGCUGCUGCCUGAGCCUCUUGAGCCACCACAUUAUGAGCUGUGCGCAUUGAGGAGCAUGGCGUCUGCUGAGGAGUUCCCUGGGCUUCGUCGCUCCUCCUCAAAGUGUGUUCAUGCGCAUCAUUGUGGCUCUCAGGCAUCCAAUGGCAGCCGCACUGACCUGAACCUGAGUGUCCUCGCUGAGACGACCAGCAACCCAUCCAGGAGCAUCGUGGUGAUGAAGCACAGCCACUCGCUCGAGGACUCUGAGCUAUGUGAGCUAGAUGAUGAGCUGGAGGAGAGAACAUGGAGGAGCAGGAAUGGAGGAGUGUCAAUGGACACGAGUGUUCAGUCCAUGUGCAAUGAUUUCUUAUUGAGAUGA